Molecule: messenger RNA, 1299 nt
Organism: Anguilla rostrata (American eel)
Lineage: Eukaryota; Metazoa; Chordata; Actinopteri; Anguilliformes; Anguillidae
Gene: gal
Product: galanin/GMAP prepropeptide
Exons: 7
Coding region: 577-1005 (142 amino acids)
Biological process (GO): neuropeptide signaling pathway
Cellular component (GO): secretory granule; extracellular region
Molecular function (GO): neuropeptide hormone activity; galanin receptor binding
Source: RefSeq, a predicted model, not a curated record
UAAACUACGGUUGCCCAAUCCUGUUCCUAGAGAUGUACAGUCCUGAAGGUUUUCGUGUCAACCCUAAUUUGGCACACCCGAUUAUAAUAAUUAGCGGCUAGACCAGACCUCUAGCUGUUGAAUGAGAUGUGCUUUGUUAAGGUUGGAAUGAAAAUGUACGAAAACGGUAGAUUUCCAGCAACAUGAUUACGGCGAAAAUUGCUAUGCUGGUCAGUGGUCACUCCAGUUUUAAUUAAAUCCAAGCCAUGUGCGAACACAAUUGAACUUUUAAGUCCUAAAUUGUUCAAAUGUAGGAUUGUCCACUGCGAACUUCCUGAGCGCAGGUCUUUUUCAGGACACGGGGAAUGGUAAUCGAAACCAUUUCGGUAUUUAAUCGGCCUCGUUUGGGGGACUAAUUUUGGCUGCGGGUUGUUGUUUUUUUACUUUUUACUUCGGAGCGUCAUAGGCGGGAUCACUGAAAGAACUAUUACCUCGGAAGGCGACACGCGGCAAUACCGCUGUCCUCUGCCUACCUGGGGCCCUUGUUGUGUGCAGUUUCCCUGGUAACGGGACGUCGCUUCGUAACUGGAUGCCCAGAUGCAGAAGUGUGUCGGGGUAGUUUGCGUGUUCCUCAUCUUCUGCGCAGCACUGUCGGAGACCGUUGGAUUGGUGAUUGCGGCGAAAGAGAAGCGCGGCUGGACUUUAAACAGCGCAGGGUAUCUGCUGGGACCCCGUCGUAUUGAACACCUAAUACAGAUAAAGGACAGUCCCAGUGCAAGGGGGCGAGAGGAUCUGCUUGACGAAUAUGCCAUUGACAGUCACAGAGCACUCAGCAACAAGCAUGGCCUCGCGGGGAAGAGAGACCUGCCCGCGGAGGACGACUUCAAAUCGAGUGCCCUGAGAAUAGCGGACGAGAAUGUAAUACACACCAUCAUCGACUUCCUGUCUUACCUGAAGCUGAAAGAAAUGGGAGCCCUUGACAACGUCUCCCCUGCCCUCACAUCAGAAGAGGUGGGCCAGCCUUAGCCUGGGUUAGCAGUUAGCGUCACACGUACAGGAGCUGGUCCAGUUUCAGUACAAACCCCCCCCCCCCCCAAAUCUCUCACGCACUUUCCAAACUGACCGACACUUUGGCUCCUGGAGCCCAGUCUGUUCCCCACUGUACAAGCCGCCAGAACCUUCCCUCCUGCCCAACUCCUAAAAACAAACAUUGAGGAUUGAGUUUUGUUUGUUUUUUUUUUUUUGGUUUAUUUCCAGUUGGUUGUUUUUGUUUUUUUUUUGGAAAAAAAUGUCUUAUGAAUAAAACCUAGUUAAAGUGCA